This is a messenger RNA of Misgurnus anguillicaudatus (oriental weatherfish), 3579 nucleotides long. RefSeq names its product solute carrier family 2 member 9, like 2 (gene slc2a9l2). Gene Ontology annotation, biological process: dehydroascorbic acid transport. NCBI's taxonomy places the organism in Eukaryota, Metazoa, Chordata, Actinopteri, Cypriniformes, Cobitidae. Gene Ontology annotation, cellular component: plasma membrane. The record is from RefSeq and is a predicted model, not a curated record. Gene Ontology annotation, molecular function: D-glucose transmembrane transporter activity.
CGAGCGCGAGAAGCGAUGCGCGGGAGAAGAGUGCUACGAAAAUGUCUAAUAAAAGUCAUAAAACUGGAUAAGAAUCUUAUAAUAAACAACUCUGAACGACACGCGGGAAAACUAGUUUUAUACUUUAACUCACUGCAGUUGACGAAUUAACCAGCAAAUGCAAUUUUAACGUCUCAUGUUUCUCAUUUGAGAUGAUGAUACGUGAGGAGAAACUAACGGAUGACAGAGAUGAGGCAGACAUACCGAAGCAAGCACGCGAAAGUGAAUUAACUUAACGUUACUGUAAUGAGCCUCAUGUGAAAGUGAGGCAGGCUCAACAGAUUUCAGACAGACAGACAAACAGAGCCAGAGGAGAAACAUAGACGACUUCGUCAGGUUUCCAUGAAGCUCUUAUGGGGCGCUGCAGGGUGCUGGAGCACACAGUGGCUGCGACUGUUUUUGUUGGACUUUGUCCUGUAAGGUACACAGAUUCUGUCCUAAUGUGGAGAUAGGGAGAGACGGACAGACGGUCUUCUGUGAUCCUGCAUGAGUGGCCUAAUUUCUGGAGAUGGAGAAAAAGACCAAAAUAAAGCAAAUGCAGGACAAAGACCCCAAUGAUGUCAAAGCUCCAUCUGAACAGCGUCUGACCGUCGGUCUGAUCAGUGCUGCAUUCUUUGGCGCUCUGGGUUCAUCCUUCCUGUAUGGCUAUAAUCUGUCUGUGGUCAACGCACCUGCCACUUACAUAAAGACCUUCUACAAUAAAACAUGGAUGAGCCGGUAUAAUGAGCCAAUAGGAGUUGAGACAGUCACUCUGCUGUGGUCGAUCACAGUGUCUAUCUUUGCCAUUGGUGGACUGGUGGGGGCGCUGAUGGUCUCUUUACUCAUCAAGGUGUUGGGCAGGAAAGGAACACUUUUGGCCAAUAAUGUUCUCGCACUGACUGCUGCACUCCUAUUGGCUCUUGGGGAGAUGGCCGGCUCUUUUGAGAUGCUCAUUAUUGGUCGUUUCAUCAUUGGCAUGGACUCAGGUGUGUCUUUGAGUGUUUUGCCGAUGUAUCUUGGUGAGAUUUCCCCCCGGCAAGUUCGUGGUCUCAUUGGUCAGUUUCAUGCCAUCUUCAUCUGUCUGGGUGUUUUUAUUGGACAGGUGUUAGGCUUACCUGAAAUAUUUGGACAGGAAAGCAGAUGGAACUUCCUCUUCGCGUUCCUGGCAGUUCCUGCAAUCCUGCAGUUGUGUGUUCUGCCCUUCCUGCCAGAGAGUCCAAGAUUUCUGCUGAUAGAACGACGGGACGAGGCUCGAGCGGAGAGAGCAUUUCAGGUUUUUCUGGGUCGUAAGGAUGUGUCUCGUGAGCUGGAGGAGGUCCAUGCUGAGAGUCGAGCUCAGAACACGCAGCGGGCGGCGUCUGUGCUGGAGCUCUUCCGAAAGCGAGCGGUCCGCUGGCAGCUCAUCACUGUCAUCGUGGUCAUGAGCUGUUACCAGCUCUGUGGACUCAAUGCUAUCUGGUAUUACACUAACGGGAUCUUUGAGGAUGCUGGAUUCACAAAGUCCCUCAUUCCAUACAUCACGCUCAGCACGGGCGGCAUCGAGACGCUGGCGGCCAUCGUAUCGGGUUUAGUGAUAGAGAAAGUUGGUCGCAGACCGUUAUUAAUUUUUGGCUUUUCAGCGAUGGCCGUUUGCUUCAGUCUUCUGACAGUCUUCCUGAAUUUCCAGGAUCGAUUUUCAUGGAUGCCAUAUCUCAGUUUUGUCUCCAUCCUCGCUCUGAUUGCUUCCUUCUGCUCUGGCCCAGGUGGCAUCCCAUUUGUUUUGACGGGUGAACUGUUCGAACAGACGAAUCGUCCGGCCGCGUUCAUGAUCGCUGGAACUGUGAACUGGCUGUCAAACUUUGCUGUAGGAUUGCUCUUCCCCUUCAUACAGGAGGCGCUACAGACGUUUGCCUUCCUGCUCUUUGUUGUGGUGUGUGUGGCGGGUGCAGUUUAUUUGUUCAUCAUUCUACCAGAGACCAAAAACAGAACUUUUAUGGAGAUCAGCCAAAGUUUCGCCAAAAUCAAUCGAGUCUCGGAUCAGACUCCUGACACGGAGAUGCAGGGGGCUCUGAAGUGCACCGGACACCUGCCGCCCGACAUACACGCUGCCAACGGGGUUAAAUAUGACUGUGUGGAAAUGGAAAGCUCCUUCUGAUGGAGCGAUCAUGUUCCAUGAUAGCACAAUCUCACAACAUUCAUCCAGAGCCAAUCUGACUUUACAGGGUUCAAAUAAUCAUCAGUAGAUCUUCAUUUUAUAUCAUAAUAUCUCUUUGUUUUAGUCUUUUUUAUUUGACAGUUUAGAUAAAGAAAAUUUUCAGCAUUUCAUUCUUGAUAUUAUUCUGUAAAGAUUAAAUUCCUCAGAAAACAUAGCGUUUAUACUUAAUGCUUGUAGUGUUUUUAUGUUGUUUUUGAAAGCGCGUUUAUGUGGUAUGUGUCAUAAAUACUGAUGGUCAUUUAAUCUCCGUCAGUAUUGACUCUGAAAUGAUUGUGGUGAACCUCUUGGAAUAAAACUCAUCCAUUCCAGUGUGUGUAGGUUAAGGACACUUGAUCAUUAAAGGUGCCAAAGAAUGCAUUGAAAUAAUGUGUUAAAUUGUUCUUUGAUAUUUACAUAGAAGGUAUGUAACUUUAUUAAGUGCAAAAAUGAUCCUGAAUCAUACAACCCUAGGAUUUGUUUUUAGAAUUAAAUGGUCUCUAUGGUCUAUGCCCUUUUUGGAAGGGUCAUGAAUAAUUAUAUUGAGCUCUGCUCUGAGGCUCAUACCAGUAGCUCACAUUAGUAAACAUAUAUUAUAUGUUUAAGCCAGUAUCAGAAAAAAAUACAGAUUUAGAGGAACAACUAAUUGUUUGGAGAUUGUUAAUGGGUGUUUCUGAGUGGUAGUUUUUUUUUUUUUUUAGUGUGGACCUGCAAACGUAACCGUAACGUCAAUAGUAGAACUUAGGGGUGUAACGAUUCAUUCGUUUUCUCGAUGCAUCGAUUACAAAUCCUGCCGAUGCAUAUGCAUCGAUCUUGAAACCUGGAUUUUUGAAUCGUGAAUCGUUUGUUUCGAUUUUAUAUUAAAAAUGAUUAUAUAACAAAUACGAUGGAUAAUAAAAAAAUAUAUAAAUCUUAAAUUAGUUACAUCUGCGACGUAAAAUGCGCACCCACUGCAGUGGCGCAGUGGAUUACGUCACUAAUCUUCAAUUCGCGGCAGGCCUGUUUGCUGUCAUUUGAAUAAACGCAGCAGACAGUGCACAAAUGGAGGGACACGAAGGAGAAAUUUGCAACCCACCAGCCAACAUGAGAUCAAAGGUUUGGGAUUACUUCGGUUUUCACAAAGUAAGUGGCAAGAUUGACAAGUCCGUUGCAGUUUGCAAACAUUGUAAAUCUGAGUUAAAAUACUUUGGAAAUACAACGAACCUUAGCAACCAUCUCCAAAGACGCCAUCCCAUUAAGAUAGACAUACCUGCACCUAAAGCAGCUAGUAUUUCAGGGUCAGACGUGAGAAGUGCUACUCACACUUUGCUGUAUUUACACACUUUGCUGUAUUUCCUAAAUGUUCAGGAAAUGUAUUCAAUGUUUACAAUAAAAGCUUAUGGUGCAUUGAA